GAUGUAGGAGGAUAGCUGUAAGGAGUACGGACGUUUAAUACGCUAAUACCUAAUUAUCCCGAAUCAUGCUGCAUACUGCGCAGUGCACCUGAUCGACUAAUUACCGUUCCGAGCUUCACAUUCCCGACGGAACCCUGCCAGUCAUGUUGCCUCUCCUGCUGCCGGCCUUCGUGCUCGGAGUCCAGGGCCUGUGUGGGGACUCAGUCCGCUGGUCGCACGACGUCCAGAUUGAGGACGUGUUCGGGGUGUGGUACGGUGUUGGUUACACCCAGCAUAACCCAGAUCUCACUAAUAGGCCUAACGAGGUGGGCUGCGUAACCCUGUACAUCACGGACGACGUAGGUGCUGAUUGGAUAGACUGGUCUAUACCCAGAGGGAACUACUCUGACGAGAGCUGGCGGUCAUACAAGAGUAACCCAUGGUCAGGGAACACUCUAGCUGGCUCCUGGUUUGAUAUUCCACUUAAUAGAAGAAGGAGACAGACUGAGAGGAAAGUGCAGGUUCUAUGGGAUGAGGACGGACAUACGUUACGACAGACAUAUACUUAUUAUACGGAGGAGCCGGGGUUUUGGACUGAGGAUGUCGUCCGUCCUUGGGAGAAACUAAUGAUGUCUAGGGGAUUGGAGGUCUGGUACCCCGACGACCCGCCCCGGCACCCCGACGUGAUAAAAAUCCUGAAGCUGACACCGCACACGCUAAUACUGAACCACUGCUCGGAAGUGGGGAACGGGGGGAUCUUCUCCCUCAUCCUCCGCCGGACUCCGUCCAGGGUGCAGCGGUGGGAGUGGUACCAGUACCAGAGGCAGUUCAACCACUUCGACCUGCCCCGCGUGUAUAGACAGUUCGCUAUUUGUUCCGGAAAUGUUAGGUGUUGUUUAAAUAUGGUACUAUACGCUGUCGCCAUUUUGAUUUUGUAUUAUUGUAAAAUUGAAUAAAGUUGGUUGUUA
Messenger RNA from Aricia agestis (brown argus), 947 nucleotides. RefSeq lists its product as uncharacterized. The coding region runs from base 144 to 935 and encodes 263 amino acids. The record is from RefSeq and is a predicted model, not a curated record. The transcript has 3 exons. Lineage: Eukaryota; Metazoa; Arthropoda; Insecta; Lepidoptera; Lycaenidae.